This is a messenger RNA of Myodes glareolus (Bank vole), 6597 nucleotides long. NCBI's taxonomy places the organism in Eukaryota, Metazoa, Chordata, Mammalia, Rodentia, Cricetidae. The record is from RefSeq and is a predicted model, not a curated record.
AAGGUAGUACUUUGAAUGAAACAAAUUAAUGAGGAGACGGAGCUGUUAGACCUCAGCCUUGUCAAGGAUGCCAGGUGUGGGAAACAUGCCAAAGCUCCCAAGGACCCCAAGUUACGCGAACUCCUGGAUGUUGGGAACAUUGGGCACCUGGAGCAGCGCAUGAUAACAGUGGUGUAUGGGCCUGACCUGGUGAACAUCUCGCACUUGAAUCUCGUGGCUUUCCAAGAGGAAGUGGCCAAGGAAUGGACAAGUGAAGUUUUCAGCUUGGCAACAAACCUGCUGGCUCAGAACAUGUCCAGAGACGCAUUUCUGGAGAAAGCAUAUACCAAGCUCAAACUUCAGGUCACUCCGGAAGGGCGCAUUCCUCUCAAAAACAUCUACCGAUUGUUUUCAGCCGACCGGAAGCGAGUUGAAACUGCACUAGAGGCUUGUAGUCUUCCAUCUUCAAGGAAUGAUUCCAUACCUCAAGAGGAUUUCACUCCAGAUGUAUACAGAGUUUUCCUGAACAACCUUUGUCCCCGACCUGAAAUUGAUAACAUCUUUUCUGAAUUUGGUGCCAAAAGCAAACCAUACCUGACUGUCGAGCAGAUGAUGGACUUCAUCAACUUUAAGCAGAGAGAUCCCCGGCUCAAUGAAAUACUUUAUCCACCUCUGAAGCAAGAGCAGGUCCAAGUGUUGAUUGAGAAGUAUGAGCCCAACAGCAGCCUCGCCAAGAAAGGGCAGAUGUCAGUGGAUGGAUUCAUGCGCUACUUGAGCGGAGAAGAAAAUGGAGUCGUUUCACCUGAGAAACUGGAUUUGAACGAAGACAUGUCUCAGCCCCUGUCUCACUACUUCAUCAAUUCCUCACACAACACCUACCUCACAGCUGGCCAGUUGGCUGGGAACUCCUCUGUAGAGAUGUAUCGCCAGGUGCUCCUGUCUGGAUGUCGCUGUGUGGAGCUGGACUGCUGGAAGGGAAGGACCGCAGAGGAAGAGCCCGUCAUCACCCAUGGAUUCACCAUGACAACAGAAAUAUCCUUCAAGGAAGUCAUAGAAGCCAUCGCAGAGUGUGCAUUCAAGACGUCACCUUUCCCCAUCCUCCUGUCCUUUGAGAACCACGUGGAUUCCCCAAAGCAGCAAGCCAAGAUGGCCGAGUAUUGCCGAUUAAUCUUUGGUGAUGCCCUCCUUAUGGAGCCACUGGAAAAAUACCCACUGGAAUCUGGGGUACCUCUUCCAAGCCCUAUGGAUUUAAUGUAUAAAAUCUUGGUGAAAAACAAGAAGAAAUCGCACAAAUCGUCGGAGGGAAGUGGUAAAAAGAAGCUCUCUGAGCAAGCCUCCAACACGUACAGCGACUCCUCCAGUGUGUUCGAGCCCUCGUCUCCAGGAGCUGGGGAAGCGGAUACGGAGAGUGACGAUGACGACGACGAUGAUGACUGUAAAAAGUCCUCAAUGGACGAGGGAACCGCCGGCAGCGAGGCCAUGGCCACAGAAGAGAUGUCUAACCUCGUGAACUAUAUUCAACCUGUCAAGUUUGAGUCCUUUGAAAUUUCAAAAAAGAGAAAUAAAAGCUUUGAAAUGUCUUCCUUCGUGGAAACCAAAGGACUUGAGCAACUUACAAAGUCUCCAGUGGAAUUUGUAGAAUACAACAAGAUGCAGCUUAGCAGGAUCUAUCCCAAAGGAACACGCGUGGACUCCUCCAACUACAUGCCCCAGCUCUUCUGGAAUGCUGGCUGUCAGAUGGUGGCACUCAAUUUCCAGACUGUGGACCUAGCUAUGCAGAUAAACAUGGGCAUGUAUGAGUACAAUGGGAAGAGCGGCUACAGGCUAAAGCCAGAGUUCAUGAGGAGGCCGGACAAGCAUUUUGAUCCAUUUACUGAAGGAAUCGUAGAUGGGAUAGUGGCCAACACUCUAUCCGUUAAGAUUAUUUCAGGCCAGUUUCUUUCUGAUAAGAAGGUUGGGACUUACGUGGAGGUGGAUAUGUUUGGUUUGCCUGUGGACACAAGGAGAAAGGCUUUUAAAACCAAGACAUCCCAGGGAAAUGCUGUGAAUCCUGUCUGGGAGGAAGAACCUAUUGUGUUUAAAAAGGUAGUUCUGCCUUCUCUGGCCUGUUUGAGGAUAGCAGCAUAUGAAGAAGGAGGUAAAUUUAUUGGCCACCGGAUCUUGCCUGUGCAGGCUAUUCGGCCAGGCUAUCACUAUGUCUCCCUGCGGAAUGAGAGGAACCAGCCCCUGAUGCUGCCCGCUGUCUUUGUCUACAUAGAAGUCAAAGACUAUGUGCCAGACACAUAUGCAGAUGUGAUCGAAGCUCUGUCAAACCCAAUCCGGUAUGUCAAUCUGAUGGAGCAGAGAGCGAAGCAGCUGGCUGCGUUGACGCUGGAGGAUGAAGAGGAAGUAAAGAAAGAGGCUGAGCCUGGGGAAACCUCAUCAGAGGCAUCGAGUGAAGCCAGGACAACGCCAGCAGAAAAUGGGGUGAAUCACACAACAUCCCUUGCCCCCAAACCACCUUCCCAGGCUCCACACAGCCAGCCAGCUCCAGGUUCUGUGAAGGCGCCGGCCAAAACAGAAGACCUGGUCCAGAGUGUCUUAACAGAAGUAGAGGCGCAGACCAUCGAAGAGCUCAAGCAACAGAAAUCGUUCGUGAAGCUUCAAAAGAAGCACUACAAAGAAAUGAAAGACCUGGUCAAGAGACACCACAAGAAAACGGCCGAGCUCCUCAAGGAGCACACCACCAAGUACAAUGAGAUUCAGAAUGACUACCUGCGGAGGAGAGCAGCCUUGGAAAAGUCCGCCAAGAAGGACAGCAAGAAAAAAUCUGAACCCAGCAGCCCUGACCAUGGCUCAACGGCCAUUGAGCAAGACCUCGCUGCCCUGGAUGCAGAAAUGACCCAGAAGUUAAUAGACUUGAAGGACAAGCAGCAACAGCAGCUGCUCAACCUCCGGCAAGAACAGUAUUACAGUGAGAAGUACCAGAAGCGAGAGCACAUUAAGCUGCUUAUUCAGAAGUUGACAGAUGUUGCCGAGGAGUGUCAGAACAACCAACUCAAGAAGCUCAAGGAGAUCUGUGAGAAAGAGAAGAAGGAAUUAAAGAAGAAAAUGGAUAAGAAGAGGCAGGAGAAGAUAACGGAAGCCAAGUCCAAAGACAAAAGCCAGAUGGAAGAGGAGAAGACAGAGAUGAUCCGGUCAUAUAUCCAGGAGGUGGUGCAGUACAUCAAGAGGUUAGAGGAAGCACAAAGUAAAAGACAAGAAAAGCUUGUGGAGAAACACAAGGAGAUCCGCCAGCAGAUCCUAGAGGAGAAGCCCAAGGGGGAAGGCUCCUCCUCAGUGUUGUCGGAAACUUGCCAUGAGGAUCCCUCUGUUCCCCCCAACUUUACUCCCCCCAACCCUCAAGCUCUCAAGUGGUGAGCGCCGUCCUUCUAGCCAGCUGCAGAUGGAGCUGGAGCAAGAAUACCAAGACAAGUUCAAAAGACUGCCCCUGGAGAUUCUGGAGUUCGUACAGGAGGCCAUGAAAGGGAAAAUCAGUGAAGACAGCAAUCACGGUUCCGCCCCUCCCUCCCUGGCCUCAGACCCUGGAAAGGUGAACCACAGGUCUCCCUCCAGUGAGGAAGUGGAAGUGGAGAACCCAGGGAAAGAGUUUGAUACUCCUUUGUGAUGUUCCUGCCGGGCCUUCCAGAUAUGCACGACUGCUUGAACUCCAUCAGACUCUAAUGACAAAGAUCACUGCCUAGGGCCAUCUUCCUGAGAAGCAUCCCUUAGCCUGAGAUCCACACCGAAGCAAGAGUUCCAGAAGGAUCUGUGUGGAGGUCCCAUACCCCCGUUCCAUGUGUCAUGUGGAAACUAUUGCAGUCUAGAGAGAAGGGUGCAUGUAUGCAGGAUUUUUCUUUUCUUUUCGAUAGUAAAUUAAAAACAGGCAGCUCUCAGGCUCCAUGAAACAUGUAAUGAAGGACAAUGUCUUCUUUGAAGAAAACUUGAGGUCAUGUCUUCAUUUCAAGUCCCAGUGUAAAGUAUUUCAAAGUAAUAGAAAUAGUUUGAGAAAUGCAUAGCACCAUUUGACACUAUGGAACAUCCAAUUUUGACCAUUGUUUCCCUAACGGCCCCGCAAUUCUGUUUUCCAUGUUUUCAAGUUAACAUGUAUAUUAAAUUGCUUCCUCUUUUGCUUUGCAAGCACUGGUGGCUUGCAGUUUGCUAAUUUAUUUAUCACAGAAGCAUCUGUAUUUGCUAUUGACAUGGCUUUAUUAGAUACCAUAGUGACUCUUAUAUAGUUUCUUUUAUAAAAAAAAUCACUUGACUAUAUCAUUGUCUAGUGAAGCCAUUUCACUAUUAUCAAUAUGGAUUGUAUAUUUGGCUGUACACCUUUGGGUAUCUAUUGGUUGUUGUCCCAAAAUGAUGAAAAAGCUACAGCGGGUUUGUUCCAUUGAAGAAGAGUUGAACUGACAUGUAUUAAUCAGAAUUUCAGCUAGACUGAACAGGUUCCAGUGGGUUGUUUUGUUGUCAGAUAUUUUUUGUGGUUCAUUUAUUUUUACUGUAGAAAGGAAGAUAGCAUAUUUAUCUAAAUGCACAUGUAUAAUGAUACACAUUAUCUCCAUGUAUAUAUUACAUGCACCCUGCCAUAUAAGUGCACACACACACACACACACACACACACACACACACGCAUGAGUGUACAUGUGUGUUUAUUAAUUGGCAGUGACCCAAAUCUCUUCCAUAAGAUUUAAAAGCAAGUUCAGGGAUACAUGGACAGAAGAAAUGGGUCAAAUAUAUAUGUUACAUGGAUAUUAAAUUAUACGGAAAUGCUAAGAGUAAGUUUAUGGAGUCAUUAAUGCAACUUGAGGUAGACUUACAAUUUAGAAUAUAAAUUUGCUAAAAAAUUUUGUAGAAUCAAAAUUGGAUUUUAAGUAUCAGAUUUUGAGGUUGUUUUCAUGGUCAGAAUAUGCAAAAUACUUAGGAUAUAAGAGUACAAGUGUAUUACUCCUACCUUCAAUAAAUUUAAACUGAUUAAUUUCCAUUUUAUUCUAAUAGUAAUAAAGCUUUGGUUAUAUUUUAGUUUGUAUACUUACUGCACUUAGUCAUGUCUUUUUGAGUUUUUAUUUUAUUUUAAGGGGAAUAAGAGGAACAAAUUGUAUCAUGUUAAAGCUAAUAAAAACAUUAUUAAGAGGUCUUAAGAAAUAAUAAUUAUGUAGAAAAUAUGGUUUAGAGAGUGAGACAAAGGACAUUAAAACCCAAUAAUGAUAUGUUCAUGGCUUCAUUUUAUUUUAAAGAGAAUUUCUCUGGUUAUAAUUUAGCAAAGCAUUUUACAGUGCAAAAAAAAAACAGUUGUGUCCUGAAAUUUGUGUUUCAAGAAUUUAAUAUUUUUAUGGAAAUUGUUUUAUUUAACUUUAAGCAAUAACUAGGAUCAUAAUUAAGUUUUAAUCAAAAUGAAGGCUUGCUUCGAACACCGUGACAGUGUUUGAUAAAAAAAAAAAGCAUCUAGUGAGACACAAGGGGAAAAUCACAUCUCCUUUAGAGAUGAUUAUAUUUUAUCUGAAGAAUGAAGAGUGUUAAUUAGACACUUGCUAAAACUCACCUUCCACCGAAGAGAGAGCUUUUGUAAACCAUACUUCUUUUGCACUUUGAAGGAAAGGCAUUAUUCAGAAAGAAGUGGGAAUGGUCCAGAUGGAAUGCUGCAUUUUACAAACACAAUUAUAGACUGUCGAAAUUGGAGAAGAAUGAAUCAGUAACAGCGUUCAUAACCAAACAGUGGUGGUUAUUGCAGAACAUCGGAUUUCAUCAUUGUCCAUAUAGUGACUAAGGUUGGGUAACCUUGACUUUCAAACCCUGUUUUGGUAGUUGGACUUCAUUACCUUGGUGAUUCUGGUCAUUUUCCAAUGUUUUGUAUUUGGUCAUUUACUGUAAUCACAUUUUUAUAUCUGUACAGUGACACUUUUUGCAGUUGUGGGCUAGUGUGUAACACUGUGCAUCUUGCAUCGCUGAAACUACUACCGUGAUACUAUCCAUUAAUAAUAUUAAUAUUACUUGAACAUAGACAAAGGUAAAGAAAAGGGGUCUCUAUGAUGUGCAGUUUUGUGCCUUUAUGUAUUUGCCUCGUUCUUUGUCUAAUGUGUGAAAUUCUGUACUGUGGCUUUUCCUAUAAUAGAGAGUAGAGUCAUGCAUUAAAUGACAGUGUCUGUCCCUGACACCUUUAAAACUACUGAGAAUAACGUGGUUGGGUCGUAUAAAUCAGUGUUCAAAGUUCUAAUGACAUGCCAUUGGUGUUUAACAUUUCAGUGCCACCGUACAUUAAUUAGUACUCCUGUAAUAGAUAAGCAGUCAUUAAUUAAGUUCUGAAAGAAAGGGUCAUUGCUUGCUCUCCUUUGACUUUAAUGCUGCCCUUGUACACUGUGUUAAUACUGUUGUGAUGGACUGAACGUUGUGACCCUUGCCUUUUAAAAGAAAACGAGAGGGGGCAAAGUAUUCGAUGCUCUUAAAAUGUACAUAGUUGGGUUCUUCUAUCUCAAAUUAUUUAAAAUGCGUAAUUCACUUUUUGUAAUCAUUCUAUGCAAUUUUGUGGCAUGGUGUUCCUUCCACUUGUAAUUUUAUGUGCUUUCAUCCCAACUCCAAAGGAAACAAUAAAAAUUUCUUAACACA